Molecule: messenger RNA, 1959 nt
Organism: Parastagonospora nodorum SN15
Lineage: Eukaryota; Fungi; Ascomycota; Dothideomycetes; Pleosporales; Phaeosphaeriaceae
Exons: 3
Coding region: 1-1959 (652 amino acids)
Cellular component (GO): microtubule; membrane; cytoplasm
Molecular function (GO): GTPase activity; microtubule binding; GTP binding
Source: RefSeq, a predicted model, not a curated record
AUGGCUAUUGGCAGCUUUGGUCGAGCGUUUUCUAAAGAUCUUUUGCGCAUCGAAAUCUCUGGUCCUGACCGUCCUCACCUUACGAUCGUGGACUUGCCUGGUCUCAUUCACUCUGAGACGAAGCAACAAUCUGAGGCCGAUAUCGAUUUGGUGCAAGACGUAGUCAAGUCGUAUAUGAAGGAACCCAGGAGUAUUAUACUCGCAGUUGUGUCGGCAAAGAACGACUACGCCAACCAGAUUGUGCUCAAACUGGCUCGAGCUGCUGAUAGAGCUGGGAAUCGUACGCUCGGUGUCAUCACAAAGCCUGACACGUUGAUUCCAGGAUCUGACAGUGAGGUCAUGUACAUGUCGCUCGCCCAGAAUCUCGACGUAGAGUUUCGUCUUGGAUGGCAUGUUCUCAAAAACAUGGAUUCAGAGACCGGAGCCUGGUCACUAGCCAGGCGUGACGGAGAUGAGAGACGAUUCUUCACAGAAGGCGUAUGGCGGACACUUCCCGAAUCAAUCCUCGGCAUUGCGCCGUUGAGAGAGCGUUUGAGUAAACUACUUCUGGACCAGAUUGCUGCGGAACUUCCUAGCCUUAUAGAAGAGAUCGAAACCAAGUCGACUACCUGCCGCACGCAACUUCAGAUACUCGGUUUACCCCGAGCCAGCGUCGAAGAACAACGCCUUUAUCUGCUCACACUCAGUCAGAACUUCCAGUCACUGACCAAAGCCGCUGUCGAUGGAACAUACAACGAUGACUUCUUUGAAGACGCCAAGACUGGCGCUGGCUAUCAGAAACGAAUUCGUGCUGUCGUACAGAAUCUCAACCAGUCGUUCGCCGAAAUCAUGGCACGCGAAGGUCACUACUACGACAUUACCGAUUCGUCGAAUGGUAAUUCUGUGCAAAAUGUCAGUCGAAAGGUCAAGGUCUUAUCACGCGCCCACUAUCUCAACCGUAUUGAAGCUCUGAUGAAGCGGACCCGGGGUCGUGAACUUCCCGGCACGUUCAACCCAAUGAUAGUGGCCGACCUCUUUCUCGAGCAAUCACAUCCCUGGGAAGCCCUUGCUAGACAUCAUAUCGAGCAGGUAGCCAAUUCGGUGAUAGAGUUCUUAAAACAUCUCGUUUCCCACAUUGCGGACUCUUCGACAAGCGGCGCGCUGUUCCAGAAAUUGGUCGAACCUGCGCUCAAGGACGUCGUCGGAUUUGCCAGGCGCAAGACGGCGGAUCUCCUUGCCCAACAUCAGAAAGGGCAUCCAAUUACGUAUAACCAUUACUUCACGGAGACCAUGCAGAAUGUCAAGAAAGAAAGGAGUAGGGUAGAGCUCACACGUAUCAUUAAGGAUGUCUUCAGUGUGACCUCACUGGCUCCUAAUACUGAAGAACCACAGUUCACAACAAUGGACUACCGUCCGCUGUUGGAGGCACUCAUGGAGCACAACAACCCUGAUAUGAAUUCCUAUGCUUGCUCCGAGGCCUUGAACUGCAUGCAAGCUUACUACAAGGUUGCCUUCAAACGCUUCAUCGACGACAUCGCUGUCGAAGUCGUCGAAACCAAUCUCAUCGCGCAGCUGGGCGACAUCCUGUCCCCGAUCAAAGUCACGCAACUUGCCGCUGACGUAGUAACGAGCGUUGCAGGCGAGUCUGAUGAGGGCCGUGCAAAACGUAGGCAGUUGAAUAACCAGCUGGAUGUGCUGAUUCAGGGGCUAGAAACCUGCAAGAAGUUUGUGGUGGUGACAUUGCACGAUUCAGAUGAACUCAUCACGAGAGAUGAGUUAGAGGGAUUUGAUGAGACGGCUUUCACUGAAGCGCCAGAGCCAAUUUCAGAGCCAGAGCCAGAGUCAGCGCCAGAGCCAGCGCCACCGGUCGAAGAGGACUAUAUUGAUGAGGCGGUUGCUGAGCCCAAAGAUGAUAGCUGGGAUGCGCUGUUUUCGCCAAGAUCCGCGAAGAAGUCAAAGAAGUAUAAAAGGGGUCCAUAA